Molecule: messenger RNA, 2698 nt
Organism: Megalops cyprinoides (Indo-Pacific tarpon)
Lineage: Eukaryota; Metazoa; Chordata; Actinopteri; Elopiformes; Megalopidae
Gene: letm1
Product: leucine zipper-EF-hand containing transmembrane protein 1
Exons: 15
Coding region: 173-2503 (776 amino acids)
Biological process (GO): intracellular monoatomic cation homeostasis
Cellular component (GO): mitochondrial inner membrane
Molecular function (GO): calcium ion binding; ribosome binding
Source: RefSeq, a predicted model, not a curated record
UUUACCACCGUCACCACAACGGCCGGGAAAGAAAGGGCAUGGGGCGACAAGUUCAGUCUCUGUCUCACUGGCUAGCUAAUUAGCUACCUGUAAGCACGUAAAACAAACAAGCGUUAUUUCAUUAUUUUGUUGUAUUUAGCUUGCUAAGUGUUAAACAUUAACACAGUUUAGAAUGGCAUUAAUCCUGUUUACCAGAUCUUGGUCUCCACUGAUGAAAACAUCCAGGUCCUUAAACAAGGACUUUCGGAAAGGGAAACAGCAGGAUGGUGCCUGCUUCAGCUGUACAGCUCUCCGUUUGUCACUCCAAAGGACUAAAGAGUUGAGAAGCAGCAGAUUCUUUCCAGCUUUGCACACUAAAGGUGGAGAUGGCCACCCAUGCUUGGCCUCUGGGUCUCACAGGCUCUACUGUGCCGCAGUAGUGGGAGUCCCGUCCUUUCUGGGCGAGAAUCCAGGACUAUGGGCUCUGCAUCAGCAGGUCCCCGUGCGGUGGUGGCACUGCACGGGCAGGCUGUAUGAUGAUUCCAAGGUGGAGAAGUCCCUCAAGUCCCUGAAGGACAAGAAUAAGAAGCUGGAAGAGGGAGGCCCUGUGUACAGUCCCACAGUGGACGUGGAGCCGAUGCGACGGUCGAUGGGCCAGCGCGUGCUGGAUGAGAUCAAGCACUACUACCACGGCUUUCGGCUGCUGUGGAUUGACACCACCAUUGCUGGCCGCAUGCUGUGGAGGAUCCUCAAUGGCCAUGCCCUGUCCCGCCGCGAGAGGAGGCAGUUCUUGAGAACAUGUGCAGAUGUCUUCCGCCUGCUGCCCUUCCUGGUCUUCAUCAUUGUGCCCUUUAUGGAAUUCCUGCUGCCCGUGGCUCUGAAGCUCUUCCCCAAUAUGCUGCCAUCGACCUUCGAGACCCAGUCGAAAAAGGAGGAGAGGUUAAAAAAGGAGCUGAGAGUAAAGCUGGAGAUGGCCAAGUUUCUCCAGGACACAGUAGAGGAGAUUGCCCUGCGCAACAAGGCAGCCAAGGGCAACGUGACCGAGGAAUUCUCCACCUUCUUCCAGAAGAUCCGUGACUCAGGGGAGAGGCCCAGUAAUGAGCAGAUCAUCCGCUUCUCCAAGCUGUUUGAGGAUGAACUGACCCUGGACAACCUGACGCGCCCUCAGCUGGUGGCCCUGUGCCGCCUGCUGGAGCUGCAAUCUAUCGGCACCAAUAACUUCCUGCGCUUCCAGCUCAUCAUGAAACUAAGGGCCAUCCGUGCUGAUGACAAGCUGAUUGCAGAGGAGGGCGUGGACAGCCUGAAUGUGAACGAGCUGCAGGCAGCCUGUCGAGUUCGCGGCAUGCGGGCGCUGGGUGUAACAGAGGAGAGACUGCGAGAGCAGCUCAAGCAGUGGCUGGAGUUGCAUCUGAACCAGCACAUCCCCACCUCUCUGCUGCUGCUGUCACGGGCCAUGUACCUGCCUGACACAUUGUCCCCAGCUGACCAGCUCAAGACCACACUCAAAACCCUGCCGGAGAUUGUGGCAAAGGAGGCGCAGGUGAAGGUAGCGGAGCUGGAGCUGUCCAAGGUGGAUAAUAAGGUGAAGCUAGAGACCAUGCUGCAGGAGGAGGCUGCCAUCCAGCAGGAGAACCGCGAGAGGGAGAUGGAGCGCCUGGCUGAUGCUGUGGAGAAGGCGAAAGAGAUCCUGAAGGGGACAGCGCAGAAAGGGGGGGAAUUGGCUGGGGAGCUAGAACCACCCACUGGCAGGGCCAAGAGCCAGAUAGCUGUGGAUAUGGAACAGGAACUGGCCAGUGUAGACGUAGCAAUCCACUCCGAGACCCUGAGAGACACUGCCCCAGUACUGGAGGGGAUUAAGUUUGAGCAAUGGCAGAAAUAUCUUCGUAUCCAGGGAGAGGAGAUCACCAAAGAGGAGAUUGACAUGCUGAGUGAUGCCUGUACCAAGCUGAAGGAGCAGAAGAAGCUGCUGACCAAAGAGAAAGAAGAGCUGGAGGAUCUCAAGGAUGAUGUGCAGGAGUACAAUGAGGACCUUGAGGAGAUCAGAAAGGAACUGUCUAAGACAGGCCAGGGGAGGGCAGUAGAAGUGUCUAAGGCCAGCAAACGGCUCUCCAAGAGGGUCAAUCGCAUGAUUGGGCGUAUAGAUAACAUUAUCACUGAGCUGGAGAAGGACAAGAAGGUGCUGGAUGGACAACUGGACAGUGGAACAACGCCCCCUGUUGGCAUGUACUUCACCUUUAGGGAGAACCUCAUCAGCAUCAACGAACUCAUUGCCGUCCUGCGCCAGAUCCAGAACAUUCCAGAGCACAAACUGCUGAGCAUCGUCGACGCGCUGGAUGAGAACAAGGAUGGCAAGAUUGACAUUGACGAUGUCAUCAAGGUGAUAGAGCUGAUUGACAAGGAGGACAUCGACAUCUCCACUACGCAAGUGGCUGAGAUCAUGGUGAUGCUACAGAAGGAGGAGCAGCUGGUGGAGAAGGAGAAAGCCAAGGAGAAGGCAGAGAAGGAGCAGGCUUUAAAGAACUGAGUGCAUCUGGAGACACCAACUCCUUGUCCUCAUUGUUCUGUGAUGAAAGCCAAAACACCUUUCUACUAGCUACUUUCUCUGGAAAUUUCUACAAAGUAAGGGAGUGGUUGAAAGUGGUUUGAAUUAACAGAAGUACAGAGUUCUACAAACAGUUAGUUUUACCUCUUAAUAAGAAAAGUGUGAUUGUAACCCUGC